AUGAAGAAGAAAAAUAAUAGAAAAAAACUAAUUAACAGGCAUGAAAAGUCUCUUGUCAUGCAAGAGGCCCUAGACAGUGAAAAAUUCAAAAGAUGCUCACUUCAAGGCUUAUCACAGAAGGCCACUGAUCCCAUCCAGCAAUUGUUCCUGGACAAAAUCCGAGAGUACAAAUCAAAGAGCGCUGGAGGCAAACUUGUAGAAGCCAGCCCAGAAAUCGAAAGGGAAAUGAAAACAGAGCUUGAGAAGCUGGAGAAGCAGUAUGGCGGUGGUUCUGGUGUAGACAUGACAGCAUUCCCGACUUUCAAGUUUGAAGAACCCAAACUGGACCCCAUUGAUGAACCUAAGGCCACAGACAAGAAGAAGUGA
This is a messenger RNA of Arctia plantaginis, 366 nucleotides long. The record is from the annotation of a GenBank genome assembly. NCBI's taxonomy places the organism in Eukaryota, Metazoa, Arthropoda, Insecta, Lepidoptera, Erebidae.